Messenger RNA from Solanum stenotomum, 869 nucleotides. RefSeq names its product tyramine N-feruloyltransferase 4/11-like. The coding region runs from base 1 to 747 and encodes 248 amino acids. The transcript has 2 exons. Gene Ontology annotation, molecular function: N-acetyltransferase activity. Lineage: Eukaryota; Viridiplantae; Streptophyta; Magnoliopsida; Solanales; Solanaceae. The record is from RefSeq and is a predicted model, not a curated record.
AUGGCUCCUGCUACUCAACAACCAACUCCAUCUCCAUCUGAAAUAAUAACCACCCAUGCAUCAUCUGAAUCCAACAAUGACAAUAUUAUCAUCACCGGAAAGAUAUACACAAGAGUCCGUCUGGCUACAAAAUCUGAUUUGUCUCAUAUAUACCAAUUGUUUUACCAAAUCCAUGAAUACCAUAAUUACACUCAUUUAUACAAAGCUACAGAGUCCUCCUUAGAGGGCUUGCUUUUUAAAGAAAAUCCUCUUCCACUUUUCUACGGGCCAUCCGUACUUCUACUUGAAGUCUCUCCAACUCCUUUUAACGAACCCACAAACGAAGGGUUCAAGCCUGUCCUUACAACGUUUGACCUUAAAUUCCCUGUUGUGGAAGGACAAGUUGAGGAGUUCCGAUCAAAAUAUGAUGAUAAGAGUGAUGCUUACAUUGCAGGAUAUGCUUUCUUUUACGCUAAUUAUUCAUGUUUCAAUGACAAGCCUGGAUUUUAUUUUGAGAGUCUCUAUUUCAGAGAGAGUUAUAGAAAGUUGGGAAUGGGGAAAUUGUUGUUUGGAACAGUUUCGUCCAUUGCUGCCAACAAUGGGUUUGUAUCGGUAGAGGGAAUAAUCGCAGUUUGGAAUAAGAAGUCAUAUGAUUUUUACAUAAAUAUGGGAGUUGAAGUUUUUGACGAGUUUAGAUAUGGCAAAUUGCAUGGUGAAAAUCUUCAAAAGUAUGCUGAUAAGGGGAAAAUUGAGGAAGAGACAUGUUAGUAUAUAGUGUUAUUUUAUUCUUAUAAUAAUUGUGUAAUUUAUCAGUUUCUUCAUAUUUGCUUUUACUAAAAGCAGUUGUAUUAUCUUUGUAAUUGAAAUUUAUUAAAUUGAUUAUGUAUUAA